Messenger RNA from Rattus norvegicus (Norway rat), 1626 nucleotides. It is a transcript of the gene Pilrb1l3, whose product is annotated as paired immunoglobin-like type 2 receptor beta 1 like 3. NCBI's taxonomy places the organism in Eukaryota, Metazoa, Chordata, Mammalia, Rodentia, Muridae. Gene Ontology annotation, cellular component: plasma membrane; membrane. The record is from RefSeq and is a predicted model, not a curated record.
AGAGAGCUGGUUACUCAGUAGUGCUGACAUUCAGAAUUACAGGAGAGUCAAGCUACUGUCAGAGAGAGAAAGACCAGGUCAAACCAGAGAGGAAAACCAGCUAUGCCAAGGGCUAGGAUAAGUCUCCCAACCAGGAGUGGGGGCUGGGCCCAAGAGCCCUGUCAUGUUGUCAGUAACCACAUGGGUAGAUCUUUUGCAACAUCGGAAAAGAAACCAGAUCAAUAAAGGCAGAUGCUGGUCACAAGGAGGUGGAGAUGGUCCUGCCCACCUCAGUCUUCCACUUGAGAAUGCCUGAGCGUGUGUUUUUAUUUACCCUGAUUCUCACUGGACUGCUGAGUGCCCCAGUGUCACUAGACAGGGCAACCUCGAAUUCCUGAUGGCCCUGCUGGUCUCACUUCCUGAACAGAAUCUGGCUAUGGCUCAGCUUCUCCUUCUUUUGCUGUCGGCAGCAUGUCUACACACUGGGAAUUCAGCAGGAUAUCCAAAAAAGAAUGUCUUUAGUGUCGACCAACCAGCUGUCCUCUCUGGAGUCCAGGGUGGUUCCAUCGAGAUCUCCUUCUCCUUCUACUUCCCCUGGGAGUUGGCCAAGGUUCCUCAGAUGAGCAUAGCCUGGAGAUGGAAAAACUACCAUGGGGAAUACAUCUACAACUCCACCCAGCCUUUCAUUCAUGAGCAUUUUAAGGGCCGGCUCAUCGUGAAUUGGUCACAGGGUCAGACAUCUGGUGUCCUCAGAAUCCUGAACUUGAAGGAGAAUGACAAGGCCACAUACUUCAGCCGAGUUUUUCUGCCAACAACUGAAGGCAUGAAGUCGUGGCAGUCUGUAGCUGGAACCCAACUCAUCAUCAUUCAUGCUCCCAGUACUACCGUGGUGAGCCCCUCCAUCAUCCCCUCUGUAGUCCCCAUAGCUGGCCUGGAGGACACAAGGGGCAAGAGGACUCCUUCACUGCUGAAUUUGGGAGCCAUGGUUAGGAUGGUUGUGUCCAAAGUUGUGGUCAUCAUUGCACUCUAUGGAUGGGUGAUCUUCCUGUGGUGGAAGCAAAGAAGUGCAUGGAGCCUGCUGUCCUUUCUGACCACCUGGAAAUCAGAGGAGCAAAUGCAGAUGAACACAGCACCUGCUCCUAAGGAAUUCAAGUAGCCAUGUAGGAACCUCAGGGGCUGACUGUUCAUCUGGAAGAACUGUGUCUGCUGUAGAAGAAAUGAGGAUAGACCAGCUGUCUCUGAACAACUGUCAUCUGUCUGUCCUGGUCGCCCACCAGAAGCUGGUAACAAAUAAUUUUUUAUUCCUCAACUAACAGGCUCCUCCAUACUAGGGUCUCUCAUCAGGGAGGUGAAUUUACAUCAAAGUAGUUGUUGGUGAUCACAAACCCUGCAUCCCACAGCCUUCCAUGUCUUCUAGCUGGGAUUCAGAGCUAAUGGUUGCAGGAUUGUCUUGUGAAAGUCAUUCUUGGAUAACCCGCACUUCUGCCAUGGGUACUCCGACAUGCUCUCCUUGGAACCAUGGUCCUCCUGUGUGUUUCUGGGCCUGAAAGCCUGACUGUGCUGUUGUCUCUCUGCUCAUGGAGUUAUUGACACUGUUAAUAAAUAUCUUACUCCAAGCAAUCCAUCUCAGUGUCUCUCCUGAGCCUC